AUGGUCGAACUGGAACAUAUCCCGGUUUUACGGCUAACGUCGAGUGAAAUGGAGGACCCCAUCGGUUUUCUUUCGCAGCCAAAUGUACGCAGAUUGGGUCACAUUUACGGGAUGGUCAAACUGGUACCGCCACAAGAAUUCAAACCGCCUCUUUCGAUCGAUGAAACACGUUUCAAGUUUCGGGCUAGGAUACAGCACUUAAACGAACUCGAUAUAUCAAACAGAGGACGGCUGUUUCUGAUGAAGCAGCUGAACAAUUUUAACAUGCGUGGAAAACGCAGUGCAACACUUGUUAUAUCAAAACCAUACGUGGAAUCGCAGCACGGCCGCAUCUACUUUUACGACCUUUUCAUCGCCGUCACUCGGUUCUGCAACGAAAUGGACGCUGUUAAACAAGAACGAGAAGAAGGUCCUGUAGCACCCUCACAAAUGCCGUUCACCUGUCGUAAACGAUCCAGGUCUGAUCGUUUUGCUAAAAACAGUGCAAAACGUAGCUCCAGGGUUUUCCUGGCACCUCUACAGGACAUAUAUGAUAGCCCGAAACUGUGGAAGGACGUUUCCAAAACGCUGGAUAAGCCGGCAGAGAAGCUGCUACAUGUAUUUCGUACAAUUCUGGCACCCUAUUACGACUUUCUGCAGCGAAAGACGGGGCCCUCCGGCGACCAUGCUUCCAUGCUGUCAAAAUUGAUAUACACUGAAGAAUAUCCCAGAUCACUGUUGAAUGACUCUGACGACGAUGCAGAUGACAGUAGCAACGACCAGGAAUCAGAAGAAGAGGAAGAAGAAGGAUGCAUCAUUUGCCGUCGAACAUCUCACCGCACUAAAACCAUCUUGUGCGACUCGUGUGAUAAGCCGUUCCACAUUUUCUGUUUGGACCCACCGUUGAGUGACGUACCGAAGGGGAAGUGGGUGUGUAAUAACUGCAUUUUUGGGAACGGUUUUUACGGUUUCAAGGAGGAGGACAAGUUCUACUCCAGAGAAAGCUUCCAGAAGUUGUGCGGGGAGUUCGAUUCGCAAUUGUGGCCCCAGGGCAACAAGUUGCAGGAUCUGGGGGCCUUAGAAACCAUGUUUUGGGAUCAGGUUAAUCAAAUCGAUACGGAAUCUUCCAUUCGGUAUGGUGCGGAUAUCCACAAUGUGGGGCCUGGUCAAAUGACAGGUUUCCCUACAGCUGACUUUGUACCUCCGGAAAUUCAGCAAGACUCGGACGCCAGGCAAAAAUACACAAAUUAUGUUCAGCAUCCUAUGAAUUUGGUUAAUUUUCCCACUGCCAAGGGUUCUCUACUGUCGGUUUUUGGCAAAAGAAUAUCUGGUAUGACCGUACCGUGGAUUUAUAUCGGAUCCACGUUCUCAACCUUCUGCUGGCAUUUGGAGGAUCAAUACACGUUGAGCGCCAACUAUCAGCACGAGGGUGAUCCAAAAAUAUGGUACAGUGUUCCUGAGAGCUCUCGCGAGAAAUUCGACGAGUUAAUGAAAAGCAUAGCGCCCGAUUUAUUCCAAAAGCAACCGGAUCUUCUUCAUCAGCUCGUCACAUUGAUAGCCCCAUAUGAUAAACGGUUCCAAGACGCAAAGAUCAGCUGCUAUAAAGCGGUACAGUAUCCAGGUGAGUAUGUGGUAACUUUCCCAAAGUGUUAUCACUCGGGAUUUAAUACAGGCUACAACUUUAACGAAGCGGUCAAUUUCACGCUUGAUCUAUGGCUGCCGUACGGCGUUGAAGCAACGCAUGACUACAUAGAUACUGGGAAAAAGUGCGUGUUCAAUAUGUGGGAACUGAUGCUUACCGUGUUGUUAGAGUAUUUGGAGAAUCCGAAGAAGUUUGAGGAAGGUAUGGUGCGUAGAUGUCAUUCCGAGCUGUUAGAAAUGUUCAAUCGUGAGGUCAAAACCUUAAAUCAGUUGACGGACGUUGUGCGAGCCCAAAAUGAGGCCAAAGGUUUCACACGUCGUCAUAUUGACGAUAAGCUUCGAGUUGACAUACAUGUGACGGUGACUUCCAACGACAGAUACAAGGAUGAGUAUGUUACUGAAGAGCCAGACUCGGGUGCUGAAAAUGACGAUGGUGACGACGACAUCUUCUGCUCCUCUUGCAAAACCAUUUGUCCGUUUGCGUUCGUGGCUCAUUGCAAAUCGUCACGGUUUUCCAAGCGGAGACGUUUGCAAUCGAUGAAGCCUGAGGAAUGGAACCAACUGGCAGAAAGAGGCGACAUCGACAUUCUGUGCGCUCAUGACUACUUUCGAUUAAUAGAGCAGGCAGAUGAAGAAGAUACCUCCGAUGAUGAAUCGCGCCAGCGGUUCAAACACGAUGAGCUUUAUUACAUUAGGCACCCUGAUGAAAUACGAGACAUUUUGAAGCGUGCGCAACACAAGAUAGAUAGCGUGCUUCGUUGA
Lachancea sp. 'fantastica' is the source of this 2382-nucleotide messenger RNA. NCBI's taxonomy places the organism in Eukaryota, Fungi, Ascomycota, Saccharomycetes, Saccharomycetales, Saccharomycetaceae. The record is from the annotation of a GenBank genome assembly.